This is a messenger RNA of Rotaria sordida, 1841 nucleotides long. The record is from the annotation of a GenBank genome assembly. Lineage: Eukaryota; Metazoa; Rotifera; Eurotatoria; Philodinida; Philodinidae.
AUGACUUCAAUUACAUCAAAAGAUGCCAAUUUUGCACUUAUUGGUAUACGAUUAGGUGCAAGUAAUAUAGUUAUUGCUUAUUUCAAAGAUGGUCGAAGUGAAACUAUUGUUAAUGAAUUAGGUGAUCGUGUUACACCAACAUUUAUUACAUUCAAUGAAGGAAAUGAUAUUUCUAUAGGACUUCCAUCAAAACAAAAUCUUGUGCGUAAUCAACAGAAUACAAUUAUAUGGUCAUCACAUUUUCUUGAAAAACAUGAUGAUAAUGAUGUUUUAAUAACAAAUUAUAAUAAAAAAUCUCCUAUAAGUGUUAUUGAACAUGAAAAUCGUAUAGAAUUUUCUUUAACAAUUGAUGGUAAAAUAAAAUUAAUUUCUCUUGAAACUAUUAUAAUCAAUCUAUUAAAUUAUGUUCGACAACUUGUUCAAGCUGUUACUAAUUCACGUGAAGUACAAGCUGUAUUAUCUGUACCUUAUAAAAUGAUUCAAACAAAUAAUCAAGAUUUAAUUCGAACUUGUAUGAAGAAAAGUGGUAUUGAACUUCAUUCAAUUAUAUCUGAUGCAUGUUCAGCUUGUUUGGCUUAUGAAUUAGAUAAAGAUAGUGGACAUGUUGCAAGUAAUGUUCUUGUUUAUCGUCUUGGUGGUUCAACAUAUGAAUGUUCAAUCAUACGAACUAUUGGUGGUUGUUUUCAAACAAUUGUAUCUGUAAAUGGAUUUGAAAAUAGUGGUGAUGUUUUUACAGAUCUUAUUAUAGAUAUUAUUGCUGAUGAAUUUCAAAAAAAAAAUAAAACUGAUCCAAGAUUAUCAUCAAGAUCAUUACUUAAACUUCGUGCUUGUGCUGAACAAGCUAAACAUAUUUUAUCAACAACAGCUGUUACUCAAUGUUCGAUUGAUGCAUUACAUGAUGGUAUUGAUCUUGAUUGUAAUAUAAGCAGACUUCGUUUUGAAGGUGCAGCAAAUUCUUUAAUUAAUAAUUGUUUAAUACCUAUUGAUGUUUUACUUGAUAAAACACAAUUACAAGCUGAUGAUAUUAAAUUAAUUGUCUUAUGUGGUGGUGGUACGAAAAUUCCUAAAUUACGUGAUUCUAUUCAAGAUAGAUUACCUAAUGCUGAUAUGCUUUCAUCAAUCAAUGGUGAUGAAGUUAUUGCACUUGGUGCAGCAAGACAAUGUUAUAUUGAAAAUAAAUAUGCUAAAGUUCAAUUAUCAACGGAUAGUAAACAUUAUGAACGUGUUGGUGUACGUUAUUUUCGUUCACAUUUAAUAAAAACCGAUGAUCAAACAGAUGAAAUAAGUGAUAGUGAUAUAGAUGAUAAUGAUGAUGAAAAAGAAAAUGAACAAGUUGAUGUUGAUUGGAAUAAACAUGAAUCUUAUUUACGUAAACUUGAUUUAAGUGAUUGGAAAAAUCAAGAUCAUUAUAAAGUCUUAGGUUUAUCAAAAUUACGUUAUAAAGCAACACAAAAACAAAUACGUAAUGCACAUAAAUUAAUGAUAUUACGUUAUCAUCCUGAUAAAUCAAAACGUAUUGAAAGUGAACGUUUUUCAUUAAUAACACAUGCAUUUGAACUUUUAUCAAAUCCAAUAUUAAGACGUUCAUAUGAUAGUAUUGAUCCUAAAUUUGAUGAUUCAAUACCAAAUCCAACAACAAUUGAUAAUUUUUAUGAAAUAUUUGGACCUGUUUUUGAACGUAAUGCACGUUGGUCUGUACAUCAACAUGUACCAUUAUUAGGAAAUGAUGAUACAUCAUUUGAACAAGUAAAUAAAUUUUAUCGAUUUUGGUAUGAUUUUGUUUCUUGGCGUGAAUAUUCAUAUUUAGAUGAAGAAGAUAAAUCUCAAGGACAAGAUCGUGA